Molecule: messenger RNA, 1364 nt
Organism: Hyalella azteca
Lineage: Eukaryota; Metazoa; Arthropoda; Malacostraca; Amphipoda; Hyalellidae
Product: protein mono-ADP-ribosyltransferase PARP11-like
Exons: 3
Coding region: 43-873 (276 amino acids)
Molecular function (GO): NAD+ poly-ADP-ribosyltransferase activity
Source: RefSeq, a predicted model, not a curated record
GCCAAAAAUUCUGGCAGUACCAACGGGAGUGUUGCGGUGUCUAUGCAAGUGGCAUACGAAUGGUACUUCAAGGAAGACGACGGGUCGUGGGUCAAGUUUGGCUCCAAAGGUAAUUCCAACAUCAUAGGUACUAUGGAAAGACAUUAUCUGUCUAACCCAUUAACCAACUUCAAAUUCACUGUCGGAAACCAGUCGUACGAUCUAAAUUUCACCAACAUGACUCAAACCAACACCUCGACUGGCAAAGUACGAGAAGUACGUAGGUGUAAGCAGCUCGUAUCCGCGACAGGUGGGGUGGUUGGUUCAUCUACGUCAGCAUCAACUAAGCUGUUCACUGAAAUCCCUUUUGGACAAACGAGUUACACGACACCCCUUGGAGCGAACCAUGCUGAGUACGCCAAAGUUCUAGCACUGCUGAGGUCGACAAAUUGUCAACCCCGCAACAUCUUCAAAGUGAACAACCCGUACCUCAAAGCUGCGUUUGAUAUCAAGAAGGCCCAACUUCAGAGUCAAUAUCCAAGUGUUCCGUACAGGGAAGAGUGCCUCUUCCAUGGAACGAAUUCUGCUAACGUUAAAGCAAUCCUGGAAGAGAACAUCGACUGGAGACUUCAUGGAUCCAAUAGAGGACAAGCAGUAGGAAGAGGAGCGUAUUUCUCUAACAACGCACAAAUGUCUCGCGGCUACGGGAAUGCCAUUUUUAUUUGCAAGGUCCUGGUGGGUCUCACCGCCCCCGGCAACGCCCAGACCGUCAAGCCUCCAAAAGACGGAUCAAACCGCCCCAUCGACACCACGGUUGACAAUACCGCCAACCCAACCGUGUUCGUCAAGUAUGAUUCUCAGGAGUUCUACCCUGAGUACUACGCGGAGUGUUGAGGUGCCUAACCCCACACAAGAGUACCACAUGGAGUGGUGCUCCACAUGACACCACAUUCUCUUUUUUUGCCAGAUCCAAUUAUUUUUGGGAUCACAGUUUUCCCCAUGACUUACCUGAGGAAGAGACUAGUGACCUCGUUUUUUUACAUGCCUAAAUUAAUAACUACUCACAAUAUCACGUAUGAUAAGUUAAGGCUGUUUUAAAAAUGGAUUUACUCGUUCCAUAUAUUUUUUAGUUUAUUAGCGGAAGUGAAGACAUUUUGUAAUGUUUGUUCUUCUUCAUAGUUUCCUGCUGUAAACUUAGAAAAAUGCUUUCUUGAGUUGUAAUUAAUGAAUUUUUUAUAAAUAAGGACUCUAUCGCUCAAGGUUGUGUGAUGUAUUUUACUCAAAAGGGACUACAGUAAGACUUGUGUUGUGCUGUUUAGGGCAACAUGGGCCAGUGGGCCCAGUGCCCACCCCUUUUUUUAAACUAAAUUUUUGAUGAAGUUAUA